AUGUUGAUUCCUGUUUUUAAAAUAGCGCAGGAUACAGAAGUUUUGUGGCUUACCAUCCAAGCACCGUAUGCUAACGUAAAAGAUGCAGAAGUCGAGUGGGAGGGUCACUCUGUUAUUUUUUGUUCGAAGCCAUACUUUUUACGCUUGAACUUGCCUCGAGAAGUCGGUAGUAGUGACGCGGGUCAUGCUGAGUAUAACUGUGGUGAAGGUAAAUUUGUUAUCACGAUUCCUAAAAAGAACAAAGGUGAGUACUUUCCAAACCUUAACAUGGUUACGGAAUUAUUAAAACCGAGCAUUCAUGGACUUGUUAGUUCUUGCUUCCAUUUAGAAGGUUCUGCGUCGAGUACAUCUAUGGGUCACUUGAUGCAAUCAGGGAACAUUAAUAUAGGAGAGAAGGCUUUGAACUUUGGUUAUGGUUUUGCCUGGCGUCGUUACGGCGUAAUUGAAAAACUGGCUUUUGAAAUUGACAAACUUAUUGAUUUGGCAAAGCCAGAAGAAGUGCCUAUUGAGGAAAGGACACUUGACUGUUCGAUUUUUGACCAUGAGCACUUUAAUGCGGAACAUUACUUAGCAGAUCUCUACGAACCAGAUGAAUUGCUAACUGCAUCGCUGAGUUUUAAGCCUUCUACUUCUCUUCAAGGACUUUCUGAUGCGGAUAGAGGGCACCUGAAAGAACUUUCUCGACGUAGAGCUCCUAAACUAAAGUCUGAAGAAGAAUAUGAGGUAGCAUUAUCUUUGAUUGAUAUCUUAUAUUCUUACUUGUACGAUAUUAGGACGACCAGUGGAGAACACAGUGUGGAAUCAGGAUGGAAUAUAGUGAAGUUAAGCGCGACAUUAACUUUUUUUGUGAAGUGGAAGAAUGCUAGGGAAGCAGUGGUUAGUGCGACUCGGCGAUCGCUCUGUUAUCCUCUUUAUCGUUGCUGGAGUCUUUCAUAUCUAAUCCUGAAAGAUCUUAAACAGCUUCUUUCAAGUGGUCGAACUGCUAUGUUACACUGUUUGACGGAUGUCAGGGCAAUACUGUCUACAAGCGGUGACUACAGAUAUCUUUUAAAUGAACUUUUCAUUGAUGAUUAUUGUAUCUGGAUACAGUCUGUUUCUGAAUCGGUUCUGGAUUCAUUAAAGGAGGAAGUUGCUGCUAUAGAAAUCUCAAAAGCCGACGUUGGUUUAGGUCUUGAAGAUUGGGAGAUAGCAGCUGAAAAAGAACGUAUUGAUUCUGAUGAUGAACCAUGA
Molecule: messenger RNA, 1230 nt
Organism: Enterobius vermicularis (human pinworm)
Lineage: Eukaryota; Metazoa; Nematoda; Chromadorea; Rhabditida; Oxyuridae
Source: the annotation of a GenBank genome assembly